ACCAUAGAUGCUGUAUAUGUGUCUCCAUUACUAAUUAUUCGAUCAUCAUCCCCUUGUCCAUCUUAAUUCAAAGCUGUGCUCUCCAAUCCCAACUAGUCUGGUUAUUGAAGCAGCUAGCUAGCAGAACAAACAGUCAUAUUCAUUAUCUCUAUACGAUGGAAUUGAGCUUAGCAGAUACGUUGGUGAAGGUAGCCCUGUUUUUCCUGGUUCAGGGUUUGGUGUAUCUCAUCCUUUCCAAGUCAUCAAACAUCUUCUCCUCCAAAUCCAACAUGAUGAGAUCCCAUAGCUUCAAACCAGCUCGCUCUGUAAGUAUUCGUCGCAUGCUCGCCACUCUUGCCGACUUACCCGCCGGUGGUGAGCUCUCUCCUUCAUCCAGGGACCUGCGUUCGCCCGAUUACCAACAAAAUUCAAACUCCAGCCUACAUCUCAAUUAAUUAAUUAGGAUCGCAACAACUCCUAAUUAAUUUACCCGGUUUCUGUUUCAUUGUUCUAUGUACAAGAUUGUUAAAUUGCGCGCGUUAGUCUCAUCAUUUGCUUGUAUAUGUACGUUUUUUUUUAUAAGUGCUUGUAUAUGUACGUUGGUGAGCUAAUUUAUUGAGAUCGAGUUACAUUCGUUUCUUCUUUAA
Rosa rugosa (rugosa rose) is the source of this 626-nucleotide messenger RNA. RefSeq lists its product as uncharacterized. The transcript has a single exon. NCBI's taxonomy places the organism in Eukaryota, Viridiplantae, Streptophyta, Magnoliopsida, Rosales, Rosaceae. The record is from RefSeq and is a predicted model, not a curated record. Bases 156 to 434 code for a protein of 92 amino acids.